GAUGGUGAGGAGACGUGUGAGGGUAUCAUAUUUGUGAUUUGACUAAACCGUGCGUUUGAAGUGCAUUAAAACUCAGUGCAAGUAUUUGGAUUGUGGAAUCGUUUCUAGUCCACAGCAUGAUCUGCUUUCUCUCUUUGAGUCACUUUUUAUUCCGAUACUGAAAGUAGCCAUACAGUCUUGUAUCCUUUUCUGUCUCUUUGUUUCCCCUUUCGAAAAUUGGCUUUACUUUUAUUUCUCUUCAGUGCUUUUGCACAUUAGUUGUUAACAUGUACCUGUAAUCUGUCAUAUGAAGUAGACUAUGUAAGGAUCCCAAAGUGUUAGAUUCGUCUUAUAUACACUCCUGGGCAAAAAAAAAAAAAAAAAAAGGGCCAAACCCAAAUGGCCAAAUAUUAAACUUUUAAUGCUCUUAACAACAAAUCAGUGCUCAGGAAAUUAGCAAGUAUCAAACAAAUAGAUAAAGUAACUUAGUAUGUGAGAGCUUUUCCCUUUGAUUUUUUUUAAAUGUUUAAGCCUUGUGGGUAAACCUGUGGACAGCUUUUUACAGAAGGAAGACUCAAUGUUGUUCCAUUCAAUGUUGAUGGCUUCAGACAGUUGAUGUGAAUUGAAAAAUGUUUCCCGGUUAGUUUGUGUUUAAUGUGAGAGCAAAUAUCCUCUCUAGAGUUCAAAUCUGGACUCUGACCAGGCCAAAACAUGAGCCUAAUGGACUUGUUCUCAAGAUCACUUUUAGGUGGUCUUUGCAUUGUCUUGUCUGUUCAUUCCUCUUUAGAAAACAACUUUUCAGUUAUGGGAAGCAAGUCUUUCUGCAAUAUUUUCUUGUAUUCCACAGCAUUAAUUGACUUUUCACAGUGAAGCAGCUCACCAGUACCAGCAGCUGAAAAAGCUCCCCACUCCCUGAUAGCUCUUCCUCCAUCGUUUAACUGUGAUAGAGAUGCAUUCACUAUUGUAUUUCCCAUGACAUGUUCGAAGACACUUCUCUGGAGCGUCACAAUGCAACUCAAAUCAUGAUUCAUCACUCCAGACAACUCUGCUGAACCACUCUCAAUCAAACUUUCCAUAUUCUGCCAAAAACUUCAUUCUGUCUUUGAUGUUUUUCUGAGACAGCUAUGGCUUUUUAACACAUCUAGACACACAACCUGCAUUAGAUAACCAUUAGACAGCCAUUCUGGGCUUGGCCCUUUUUUUUCCCAGUAGUGUAUACCACAGCAAUUUGCCCACAAUUACAAUUUCUAAUUUACUACUCAGUGGGACAUUGUACUUUUUAUCCACUUAUAGUUACGUAUAAUGUUAUGUAACAAGUUCUUGUAUCACUUACAUUAUAGCAGCUAGUCUUUCCUUCACAUCUCUAUAGCAUCUCUCUUUUCUCUCUUGCAGUCAAUAAGAUGAAAAUGCAGCUUGUCAUGAAGACUCUCCUGUGGUGGAAAACUUACUGUUACAAAGCACUAACAGUGGAGACUCCUUCAAUAAAGAUUAAAUAAACAGCUCCUUACCGAAAGCUUUGCAAUAUAUACAAUUAUACAUUUUUCUUUGUUCAGUAACAACACGUUUUUUUGUUGUUGUUGCUGUUGUUUAUUAGUCUUAGAUCAUGUGGAGUGUCUGCCAUGAGAAAUGCCUAUGAAUUAGCUGUUACUAUAGAAACAACUUCAUUGAUUUAAUGAUUUGCAUUACAGCCAGCUCUAGUGCCUGAGCUGCUAUUAUAGAAAAUUAAUCAACACCUUCUUACGAAUCAGAUUCAAAAAUUCAGUAGCACUGUGGAAUAAAAUCUCUAAUAAUCAUGACAUUCGGUGUUACAGCUUAUGCUUGUACUUCUCCAUCCUUAUUCUCUAUCAUAAGCAGGAUUUAGAAAGAUUCACUGUGGAGAACAUCCGUACUGCUAUUAUCUCCCUGUCCUGCUACUUGAGAAAGCUCUCAUCACUCUCAUCAUAGCUUGAUGAGCUGAGGAUAAGAGUUUGUGUUGCAUCAAUCAUUAGAGAUGAAGGUUUAUAAUCCUUUGCAAACACAAAAGGAAUUGAAAGAGUGUCCAGUAUGAUCAUAAACUGUGUCUGAAAUGAAAAGAUGGUUUAUAGAUCCUGCAGAGAGUGUACAUAAUCGUCACAGAAGCAAUCAAGUGGCAGACAGGCGCUCUUUUGGAAAAGCGCCACUCCUGUGCAAUCAGCACACUUCAAAGAGACGAGGGCCUGGCUGAAUUACAAUGAGCUCCAUCGUACAAAAGGACUGUCGUCCCUUUGGCAUGGCACACUUAGAAACCUUUUGCUCAUCGACUGAUGUGCUUAGCAGUGCUCAUGAGGAGAUGAAGUAAAAGAGAAAACUGGAUUUGGCCUCAUUCUGACAUUGCAGUUUUAUACAAGAUGGACUGAGAUGUGAUUGGGGGAUUGAGAGAGGUGUGUGAUAUCUGAAGUGCAGUAUGGUAAUGCCUCUCCUCUCUACCUACCCACUCUAGUCUACACCAUUCUCUGUCUUCUUCCAUCCUGGUUUGAUUUACAGAUUGUUCUGGUUAUUACUGACAGAUCUCUGCAAGAAAUGCAACAUGCUCGACAUCAACUUGACAGAGAAAACACUUGCAGUGAGAUCAAUUCUACGACGUACGGAUUACUCAAAGAAUAUUUCUGGGAUAUUUGAAGUUUUGAUAUUACUGUUUCAUUUCUGAUCAGCAAGACUUUGACAGAUCACAAGGACAGCAUGACAGGCCAAGUGCUCGAGGAGAGUGCAGAUUUGAAAGCCCACAGGCUCUCAGUGAAGACCUCAAUGGAGGACGAUUCAGAGAGAGCAGACAGCACACUGAGUCGCGGCCAUUCUAUAUGUGAUGACACUUCAUCGGAGUUACAACGGAUGGCCACGCUGGAGCCAUGUGGCCCAAACUCUCGAAACUCCUUCCGUGGAAGAGGAGCCCUGUCGAGGUUGGUGAGUAUGGUGGUGACACUCCGAGAAUGGGCCCAUAAGAGUCUUCAGGAAGAGGAAGAAAGGCCAGACUCUUUUCUGGAGCGUUUCCGGGGGCCUGAGCUUCGCAUCACGCACAGCCGCAUCAGCAGCAAUCAUCCUGAUCCGCAAGACCCCAGCGUCAAAACCAAGAAGAAGCCAGACGUGUUUAUUCUUGCACCAGCAGAUGACAUGUACUACCACUGGCUGUUUGUCAUCGCCACAGCUGUACUCUACAACUGGUGCCUCCUGGUGGCAAGGGCCUGCUUUGAUGAACUUCAAACCAACAGCUACAUUCUGUGGCUGGUUUUGGAUUACCUCUCUGAUCUGGUCUACAUACUGGACACCUGUGUGAGGCUGAGAACAGGUUUCCUGGAGCAGGGUCUUCUAGUGAAGGACCUCAAAAAGUUAAGAGAAAGUUACAUCAACACCCUCCAGUUUAAGCUAGACCUGUUGUCCAUCCUGCCCACAGAUCUGGCCUAUAUUGCCACUGGUAUCCAUGUGCCUGAGCUACGCUUCAAUCGCCUGAUGCGCUUUUCUCGCAUGUUUGAGUUCUUUGACCGUACUGAGACUCGCACCAGUUACCCAAACAUGUUUCGCAUCGGCAACCUGGUGCUCUACAUCUUGGUCAUCAUCCAUUGGAACGCCUGCAUCUACUUUGCCAUCUCCAAGUCUCUUGGCUUCGGGUCAGACCAGUGGGUCUAUCCCAACAUCUCACAUCCGGAGUUUGGCACCCUGACCAGAGGUUACAUCUACUGCCUCUACUGGUCCACACUGACACUCACUACCAUUGGGGAAAUGCCUGCACCGGAACGUGAUGAAGAAUACGUCUUUGUGAUUUUUGACUUCCUAGUAGGUGUCCUCAUCUUUGCCACCAUUGUAGGCAAUGUAGGAUCCAUGAUAUCCAAUAUAAAUGCCACACGUGCCGAGUUCCAAGCCCGCAUAGACGCCAUCAAGCACUAUAUGAAGUUCCGCAAGGUUAGCAAAGAGCUGGAGGCUCGGGUCAUUAAAUGGUUUGAUUACCUUUGGACCAACAAGAAGACGAUUGAUGAGCAAGAAGUGCUCAAAAACCUUCCCAACAAACUGCGGGCUGAGAUCGCAAUCAAUGUGCAUCUGGAAACACUCAAGAAGGUGCGCAUCUUUCAGGACUGUGAAGCAGGCCUGCUAGUGGAGCUUGUCCUAAAGUUGCGUCCUCAAGUCUUUAGCCCGGGUGACUACAUUUGUCGUAAGGGCGACAUUGGUAAAGAGAUGUACAUCAUCAAGGAAGGACGGUUAGCAGUGGUAGCUGAUGAUGGGGUGACUCAGUAUGCCCUCUUGACAUCCGGCAGCUGCUUUGGGGAGAUCAGCAUUCUCAACAUCAAGGGCAGCAAAAUGGGGAACCGUCGCACAGCCAACAUCCGCAGCAUCGGCUACUCGGACCUCUUCUGUCUAUCCAAGGACGACCUGAUGGAAGCUGUGAUGGAAUACCCUGAUGCCAAGAAGGUGUUGGAAGAGAGGGGCCGGGAGAUCCUCCGGAAGGAGGGCCUGCUUGAGGAGCUGGGACAUGGGGGGCUUACAAGUGAACAGAUGGAGGAGAAAGUGGAGCAGCUUGAGGCCUCAUUGGACACUCUGCAGACCCGCUUCGCCCGGCUGCUGGGGGAGUACACAGCCUCUCAGCAGAGGCUCAAACAGAGGCUCACUGCACUGGAGUGCAGGCUGCAGUGCUCAGGCAGUGGAUAUCUGUCCGAUGGCAACGAGAGCACUACUGAUGGCGACGGCACUCACAGUGAGGUGAACAUUCAGCUGUGACCACAACUGUUUCUCAAUGACUUCAAUGGCACUCCCAAAAAAAUGAAGCCAUAGUGAAAACAUAGAAAGAUUGUAUAUAUGUAAAAAUGCUGGUAUUUUAAAUGUUAGUAAUAGUAAUCAUUUUAGUCCAAAUAUUUUCCUGUUUUAUAUAUAUAGUAUAUAUUACAUGUUGUGGGCUAGAAUUCUUCAUCGAUUUGUUUAAGCGGCAGUUUUUUAAAUGUAUACUUAUUUACCUGUGAGCAAUUCACCAGCUUUUGUAGGUUGCAUAAACAACAUAAUACAAAUGACAGAUAUGACUGUAGAUUUCAAUUCAUUUUCAAUUUCAUUUUAUAUGAAUCUUUAUACAAUUCUGUACGUAUCAUAGUUUUAAUGUGUUAUCAUUUAAAUGUACUUCUCUAGAGCAUCAGUUACUCUUGAAAAUGAGCUGUAAAAUAUAUUCUUGAACAUAUUUCCUUGUAUAUUAUUUACAUUUUGCUGAUGCUCUGAAAAUUGUUUUGUAUGUUUGCUCUAUAUGUAUAAAAUGAUCCUUUGGAGCAUUCUUUAGGCUGAGGUACUAUUUGAGGUUAUGCCUGGGAUGUCUCUUAAUAUUUAAUAUUUAUAUUUUAUACAACAUGCUCUAGUUGUCAAUUCUCAAGUCUCUGUCUAAAAUGAGUGCUUUAAAGAUGAAGUAUAAAAUAUCGGCGGAAACAUUUGUGCACAUAACAACUACCUGACUAAGAACAGAACAAUGUUAAAGUAUGAACUUUUGAUGUGUUGUAUGAGAAUGAGUUAGUUCUCUGACUCAGCUCUUCGAGGGGAGUUACUUUUGCCAUGGAAAAAUCAAAAUGCUUCCCUGGAAACCAUCCGUGCUGUUCAUUAACGUGAAUGGUGAGUGGGGUGUUUGACUCUCAGCUGUAUAAAUGUACUCAAGUUGAUUAGGGGAGUGAUAAUCAGGAUAAGUGGAAAUGAAUCUUCUUAAUGAAGCACAGACAGCAGACACAGA
Molecule: messenger RNA, 5683 nt
Organism: Pangasianodon hypophthalmus (striped catfish)
Lineage: Eukaryota; Metazoa; Chordata; Actinopteri; Siluriformes; Pangasiidae
Gene: cnga2a
Product: cyclic nucleotide gated channel subunit alpha 2a
Exons: 7
Coding region: 2677-4701 (674 amino acids)
Biological process (GO): monoatomic cation transmembrane transport
Cellular component (GO): intracellular cyclic nucleotide activated cation channel complex; plasma membrane
Molecular function (GO): intracellularly cAMP-activated cation channel activity; protein-containing complex binding; intracellularly cGMP-activated cation channel activity
Source: RefSeq, a predicted model, not a curated record